This is a messenger RNA of Rangifer tarandus platyrhynchus (Svalbard reindeer), 1011 nucleotides long. The record is from the annotation of a GenBank genome assembly. NCBI's taxonomy places the organism in Eukaryota, Metazoa, Chordata, Mammalia, Artiodactyla, Cervidae.
AUGAUUGGCGCCCCAGCAUGCAUCAUUUUUCUCCUCUGCCAGCUCACAGGGCCAGCAGCCUCUGGAAUCCCAAAGAAGCUGGUUGGUGCCAUUGAUGGGUCUGUGAUUUUCCCUCUGAAUCUCUCAGUAAAUCUAGUUGACAGCAUUAUCUGGGUCUUCAAUUCAACCACUCUCAUCACCAUACAGCCAAAAACGGGAGACAAAAAAGCCCUCAUCAUAGUGACCCAAAAGCGUAACAAGGAAAGAGUGAAUUUCCCACAUGAAGGCUAUUCCCUGAAGCUCAGCAGACUGAAGAAGAAUGACUCAGGUAUCUACCGUGUGGAGAUACACAGCUCAACGCUCCAGGAUCCCCUCACCCAGGAGUAUGAGCUGCGUGUCUAUGAGUACCUGUCAAAGCCCAAAGUCAUCAUAGGUCUGCAGGACAAUAAGAAUGGCACCUGUGUAACCAAUCUCACAUGUUCCAUGGAACAUGGAGAAGAGGAUGUAACUUACAGCUGGAAGUCUCAGGACCAGGCAACCAAUGAAUCCCACAGUGGCUCCAUCCUCCCCAUAUCCUGGAGGUGGGAGAAAAGUGACAUGACCUUCAUCUGCAUGGCCAGUAACCCCAUCAGCAGCAACUCCUCCAACCCUGUCUUUGCCCAGAAUCUCUGUGAAGGUGCUGCUGGUGGCCUGGCUCUCUACGUGAUCCUCUAUGUCCUGUUGUUGUUCAUCCUGCUCUGUUCCCUUGCACUGGUGUUAAUUAUUUUGAUCAUACGAAGAACAAGAAAAAAAGAGCUCAUUGAAGAGAAGAAGGAAACAGACACUCAUCAGGAAACUCUUUCCCUCCCUCCCGUUUCUGAAGAGGUGCCCGAGUAUGAUACAAUCUCCUAUUGUAAUAGGACUAUUUCAGAGGAAAAGCUGGCAAAUACCAUUUAUUCCACUGUGCACAUAUCCCCCAAGGUAACAAAACCCCACUCCCUGCCCAUGUCGUCAGAUACACCAAGGUCAUCUACUUGUAAGAAUGUCGUCUAA